This is a messenger RNA of Pichia membranifaciens NRRL Y-2026, 1073 nucleotides long. RefSeq lists its product as hypothetical. The transcript has a single exon. The record is from RefSeq and is a predicted model, not a curated record. NCBI's taxonomy places the organism in Eukaryota, Fungi, Ascomycota, Pichiomycetes, Pichiales, Pichiaceae. The coding region runs from base 67 to 861 and encodes 264 amino acids.
CACUAUUCCACACCAUUACAUCAAAGCUCUCUAUUGCACAACUAACCACGGCGCAUCAUAUUAAACAUGGAUUUUGACGAUUACUAUUCCCAGAAUCUUCCCCAGGUUUCGCCCAUCGUUCCUACAACACAGGUCCGAGAUUUGACCGCCUCACAAACACAACGUCUACUCGAUCGAUUGCUUCAAGAACUAGAUGACGAAAAUACGGAUCUGGAAACCUUGGAGAAAAUGUUUGCAGACCUAUCGCUGAAAACUGGUAUCGAUUAUAGAGUGUGGUCGAAACAAAAUUUGCCAUUGACUUUGGAAAUGGAAAACUCUACAGCACAAUCAAAUGAUGACUCCUCCGGCUCAAAUGUGCAAACUGCUGAUAACGACCUUCUUCGACAGCUAGAUUUCCGGGAUAAGGAAAAUAAUAUCCACAACGACAGCGAUGACUAUAAUUCGGAGAGGGCCCUUCUUUUAUCGCUAUUACAUCGAGAAAAAAAGUUGUCUAGACAUUACGAGUCCCUGAUCUCAUCUUACGAAACACUAAUGGCGUAUACUGCUAUGGGUGUCCGAGAGCGUAGAGAGCAGAAUUAUGGAAUUUACACCACAGAAGAUUUGCAAAAUCAAAGCCCUGAUAGGAAAAGUCAAGUUGAUAACGGUAUAGGAAUAGAGGGUCGAACAUCGAUACGAUCAAUUCAGUCUAUACAGAUUGCUCGGUCUUUAAAAUCUCGUGCCGAAGCUCUCAAAAAAAACGCAGAUAUAUUGCAACUGCUUGCCAGACAAAAACGGCAAGAUACCCAGCUUGUAAAAAACUUGAUUACUAGUGAGGCAGAGCAGUUAGCAGCUGAACUGAAUAAAAAGGAUAGUAGUAGUUGAAAAUUAAAAUUCGGUUUAGAGUUCUUUUUUAAUUUCCUACUUUAUAAACUAGAAUUAAAAUUAAAAUUAUAGAUGAGAAGUGGCAAUUGGAAUUGCAUUGUGCAUGUGUUCAUUUACUGGCUUUUUUUUUUAUGCUGUGAAUGGUCUUUUCGCUAUCUGUUUUCCAUAUGGCAUUUUUCUUCUUCUCUUCCUCCUCCUCUUUGUGCAAUUCA